Messenger RNA from Saprolegnia parasitica CBS 223.65, 1709 nucleotides. RefSeq lists its product as hypothetical. The transcript is spliced from 9 exons. The record is from RefSeq and is a predicted model, not a curated record. Bases 36 to 1709 code for a protein of 557 amino acids. Lineage: Eukaryota; Oomycota; Saprolegniomycetes; Saprolegniales; Saprolegniaceae.
GGAAUUUGGUCGUUUCAGCCAAGUGAGCAGAUCGCAUGGCAGGACGACGACGCAGCAUGCACCUCUUCCUCGGCGCGAUCUUCCUGCUGCUGCUGGCGCCGACAGCGAUGGCGUGCGAGGUCUCGGAGGUUCGCGUUGUGCUCGCGACGGCCGAGUCGCUUGGUGCUGUCUUGAGCGAGAAGCUCCGCGUUCUGUCCUUUGUGCAGGACACGCAGGGCCGCGGCCUACCGCUCGAAGCCACGGGCCUCGUCGAGGUGGGCGACACGCUCACGAGCGUCAACGGCGUCGCCGUGACGAGACUCUCGGAGGCGAUCGCGCAGCUGCAGACCGCCGAGGUGCCCCGCACACUGCUCUUUCGCGCCGCUGCGCCGCGCUGCGUUCCCGAGGCGGCGCCCGUCGUCGACGACACGACCGUCCGGGUCGUGAACGGCGGGUGGACCGAGACGUUCUUCGCCGUCAAGUCCGACUUUGGCGACUGGCCGCAGUGCUACGCGCAUCCGCUGACGGUCGCCCAGCCCCUCGAUGCUUGCGAGCCGCUGCGCAACAACGUCUCCGAGCACUACGUCGUCGUGCAGAGCUCGCACUUGUGUUCGCCGCACCAGCAAGCCCUCGUGGUCGGCCGCGCCGGUGGCCGCGGCGUCCUCCUCGCGCAGUACGCAGAGAAGAAGCCCGAGGCCGUGCGACUGCCGCCGCAGUAUACCGGCACGAUUCGAACGCCUGUCAUCAUGGUCUCGCACGCAUCCGGUCAGAAGAUGGCGAGCAUGGUCCUCUCUAGCCCCACGCCGCCACUGAUUUCCCUCAUGGUGUCGCCGCAGUGCAAGGUCACGACGGCUACGACGCUCGCAUCCACCGUGCAAGACGCGCUGGCGGCCGCGACAGCUGGCAACCUCGUCGCGCUUGCGCAAGGACAGCUCCACUCGUACCCGUAUCUCAAGGGUGCGGCGAGCCCGAGUCUAGGUCUUGGCCGCUUCAAGGUCCGGUUCGCCGUGCACGAGCUCUGCAGCGACACGAUCAUGCGGUACGUCAAAGGCGCGUUCGUCGUCGCACCCAUCAAUACACGCUGUUCGCAGCAGCGCCAAGUUCAGACGGUGGCGGCCAACAAGGCGCUCGGCAUAGUCUUUUCUGCGUCAAGCCCAUCUCAGAUCUUGCACCGCGCGGCUCUCGACGUCGCCAGCGAGAAUGCGCCAUUAGCGCUGCCCACCGUGUACAUUUCGGCCUCGACGGCGGACGCGCUCAGUGUCUCGGCGGAAACCGGCGACGUGUACAUUGAGUUUGAGCCGACGAAUACGCAUGAACAUCACUUUGAAGAGCUGCUGGCGCUCUCGGACAUGACGCAGUGGCCGGCGGCGGCGCAGGGCCGCCAUGUGCUCUACCACCGCGUCCGGCGCGCGCUGGCGAUCGACACCAAUGGCGCCGACAAGGUCGCGGCCCUCGACGCACUCUACGCGCAGGCGCGUCACUUCCACGCCGAUACUAUCAUGGCACCACACCUCGUCCCGUCGCCAACGAACGCCGCCGCCAUGGACGGCUACAUUGAGCACGACCGGACGCCGGCGCGAAAGCUGUCGUGGUCAACGACCAUGAAGGUGCGGCAGCUGCUCAUGACGCUCAAGUCCAAGGCCGGGCGCUCGUUCCAGCAGCACGCAUCGCCGAACGGCAGUCCCCACGACGGCGUCGAGUACGCGCUCCUUGCGGACGACGAUUUGUGA